Messenger RNA from Serinus canaria (Common canary), 4893 nucleotides. It is a transcript of the gene DNAI7, whose product is annotated as dynein axonemal intermediate chain 7. Gene Ontology annotation, molecular function: beta-tubulin binding; microtubule binding. The transcript is spliced from 14 exons. The record is from RefSeq and is a predicted model, not a curated record. Gene Ontology annotation, cellular component: axoneme. The coding region runs from base 1487 to 3589 and encodes 700 amino acids. Lineage: Eukaryota; Metazoa; Chordata; Aves; Passeriformes; Fringillidae.
GCGGAGGUGGGGUGAGCCUGGAGAAAAGGAGGCUCUGGAGGGACCUUCUGGCUCUGCACAACUCGCUGACAGGAGGGGACAGCCGGGGGAAAUAUGGCUCUGCUCCCAGGGAAUAAGGGGCAGGAUGUGAGGAGCGGCCUCAAGGUGUGCCAGGGGAGGGUCAGGUUGGAUAUCAGCAGAAAUUUCAUCACAAAAGGUUUGUCAAGAUUGGAAGGGGCUGCUGAGGGAAGUUUGGAGUCGCCAUCCCUAGGCAUGGCACUCAGUGCUCUGGGCUGGGGGACAAGGUGGGGAUUGGGCACAGCUUGGACUUGAUGAUCUUGGAGGUCUUUUCCAACCUGAAUGCUUCUGGGAUUCUGUUACUUGAGCCAUAGGCUAAACACAGAAUAAGGGGGGUGAAGGGACACAGGCAGAAAUCCAUGGGAAGUUGGGUUGCAGAAAUUGGUCCUGUGGGUUAUUCUUACUUCAGUGAUAAUUAAUUUAUCUACCCCUCCCCACCUGUGCAUCUCACUCUUCUCAGUGCUCUGUUAAGUCAUAGGAAUGUGAAAAGAAGUUCACUAAAACUUGAUUUCAAGUAAUUGAAACAAGCAGGUUUUCCAUUUUCAGUUUGUUUAUUUAUUUGUCUAUUUAUUUAUUUAUCAAAGUGAAAAGAACAAAUUCUUCCCUGAAAUCCUAAUGGGUAGAAGUGUGAGUUUUACUGACUCUAUUUUGGGAUAAUUUUGCAAAUGAAUGCUUUGGUACCAAAUGCAAUAAGAUGCACUCAGACUCUGGUGACUCUUAAUUGUCACCAUUGUGUUUGUCCCAGCUUCAUGACAAUCUCUAUACUCAAAGUAGCAUUUAUAUAUAUAUUUAUGCUAAUGUAUUUAUUGCCAUGCCAAGUAGUUUGAAGUGAACAAGUAGUUAUUUAUAUCUGAAUGUGUGAUAGUUGAAAUCAAAGUGUGAAAUAAGUGUGUGUGGAGAAGGAACGGUGGUCAGAUAAUUUCUGAGAACCUCAAAUUUAAAAUAUAGUUACUCGAGGAUUAUGCUGGAGGUGAGCAGUGAACUGUCUGGAGUGAGAUUUUCUAACAGAAAAGAGACCUCUUUGCUGUUUUGUCUUGCGAAACUAGAUGCUUCUAAAUGCCAGGCUUGUCCCAAAACACAUUUUCCAGUAUUUCCUACAAUGUUUGAAGUUGUAGCAUCUACUUUCUUAGCAGAUCUGCCUACUAUUCAAUUUCUACAUUAAACCAAAAGACUUUAAUACUCUCGUGUUGUGGCGGUGUUUGGGAAUGUCUAGCAUAGAAAAAUGCAUUAAUUUUAAGACCUUAUCAUAAAAAAGAGAAGAAAAAAAUUUAGUCCAGAAUGUGCUAUUCUGGGGCCUUCAUUGGCUGUCUAGGGAAUCUAAAAUCUUAAUUGAGGGAUCACAUUGGAAGGGCAAAGUUAUAGAGUUAUAGAACUGGCAGACUGUAUUAAAAUAAUACUGACAUUUGUUUUCCUCUCCCUUAUUGCAAACAUGAAAUUCAAUGGCAAAAAUGGAAAGUCAAAGAAAGGAAAGGAAGCGAGGCUGAAAGCUGAAGCCCUAUUACGAGCUCAACAAGAAGAAGAAGAAAGACUUGAAAGGGAGAGACUGUAUCAAGAGCGCUUGGAAAAGCUUGAGGCAAAGUAUCAAGGAGAAAGGCAGUCUGAACUAGCAGAACUUCAUUCACUGCAACAGAAGUUUCUUUCUGCACAGCAGUGGAAAAUGGAUUACAGAAAACAAGCCAAGUGGGAGCACUACCUCAGCUGUGAUGGGACUCCUGACCCCACUGUACCUCAGGAGAUCAACACUUUCAUGAGCUUGUGGCGUGAUGACCAAGAUGUGGAUGUUCAGCUUGUGAUGGAGAAGAAGGAAGUGGUGCUAAAUUUGAUUGAGAAGUUGGAGUUUCUUCUGUUGGAGGCAGCACCAGAAGAGAUCACAGACACACAACGAGACCAGUACCAGGAAGUUAUUCUUCAGCUGCAGGAUCUGCUUCACCAGAAGUACAAUGAUGCUACCCAGAACCUGCUCAAAAUAGCUAGUAUGUAUGAAGAUUCUGAAACUGGGAAUAUGCACACAGUCCUAAAGGAUAAAAACGUUACUUUCUGUAUUUGGGCCAAUCUGAAGAAGAAAGUAAGGUUCAAGGACCACGUGUUCCAGGAUGCAGGGCACGGCUUUGAGCUGCCCUUAUCCCUGGCUCUGAGCAGUGUGGCAGUUCGCGUGCUGCACACCAGCUACGACCACCUGUCUCCCCUGUGGGUGCAGUGCCAAGGGCUGCCAAGGCCAGGGGCCUCAGACAGCAUGGAGUUAGCUGAGCAUCCAGAAGACAUUGGGCAAGAACCAGGAGAAGAGGAGGAGAAAGGCAGGGAAGAGCCCAGUGUGCCUGCUGCAGAAGAAAUGGGUUCUAAGGGAAGAAAGGAGAGUUCUGCCUCACUGAAAGGGACCAGCAAUAACACAGAUGAGAAAAAAGAGACAGAGGAGGAAACUGAGAAGAAUUCAGACAUUUUGGAUGCACAAUCACAAGAAGAGGAGGCUCUGCUGCAGGAGGAGCCAGGAGGCAGAGAAGAGGCAGCACAAGUUGUGGAUUUGGAGCAGCUGGUGCCCGUGGGGGGUGUGUACCACAUCUCUGCCCUGCAGCUGCCACCCCAGGCCCAGGACGUCGGGGACUGGACCAUGGUGGAGCUGCUGGAUGUUGGAUUAGAGGUGUAUCCAUAUUCCCCAGGACAGGCUGAAGAUGGCACACAGGAAGCAGUACAGAUAACCCUGGGGCUCCCUGAUAAUGUGAUUUAUUUUAAAGUGCCUGUGGUAGCCCGAUGGGAUCCUGCAGGCCAGUGGUGGAGAACUGAUGGCAUCAGCAAGAUAACCUAUGAAGCAGAAGAAAAGAGCAUCACCUUUAGUAUGGGUGACUUUCAUACAGUAGCUCUUCUUCAGGAUGCUCACCUGAACCUGCCCUAUCAGGCCUGGGAAUUGCACCCUACUGGUGUGGAUGAAGGACUCUUCACAGUUACUGCAGUCUUUGCAACCAUUCAGAUACGAAUUAAGGAUAAUCAGUGUAUGUUGUCUUCAGUAGUGGUGGAAGAGGAGGAGGUGCUUUCCCACAUGACAGGAAAAUGGAUGAGUCCUUUUGCCCUCAGAGCAGCUUUGAAAAGAGCUGGAGUGAACAUUUUCCCAGCAGAGUACUCUCCCAAGUAUGUCCCUGUGCCCAGGAAGGCUGCCCUGGCAGAAGUGAAGGCCUAUGAACAGAUGGCUCUGCUUGCAGCUGCUUUUGCUUUUGCUCACAGCAAGUGGAAUGGAGAAGCAGGGCCAGAGCAAGUUGUGUUCAAGGUGAGUGAACAUCUCACUGCAGGUUCUGCCAAAGGCAACCACUGGUAUCUUUUGAUGUUCAAUGGUGAGAAAGUGCAACACCUCCAGCUCACUGAAACCAGUGAAGCUUUUUCAGAAAAGCUGGAAGACGAGUCUGAAUUUCACUCCACACUCUACCAUAUGCUCAAGGAUUCUGCUAGCAACGAAGCAAUGGAUAAAGUGGAAAGAGCUGGCUUCCUGUUCAUUGAUUCUGUGUAUCAGCUGCUCCUUGCUACCAGAGUCUUAGCAUACUGUUAGAUACUGCCUGCUUUCCUUCAAAACUUUAUUAUCAAAAGCUUUCAAUAAAGUUACAUUUCAAGUCUUAAAUCCUUUUCUAUUCAAAACAUUGAAACAGGUUCUAAAAUGCAAACAUUUUAUCUUUGUUCAAGCAAAAUAAAUUCUUUAUUCACUUGUGGCUAGACCACUUAGACGUGUUUUGUAGAACAAAAUGGAAUGGUGGAAAGAGGGAAUUAACAGAAGAAGAACUGCAACAAAACACAACUGGUGACCAAUGCCAAGUCUCCCUUACAAGCUUGUCACAAAAGCAUUUAUAUAUAGUAUAUUUUAUAUAGUAUUUUUCCAUCUAGGACUGGUUUGCAACAAUGCAUAAAACCAGGACACAUUGCAGUGUAGCUGAUGUCACAAAUUGUUACAAAUGAGGAACCAUAAGAGGGGACAGAACUACACCUCUAAACCCUUCCCUGCACUAACUGAAGUAUCUGCAUCCAUCCUCAGAUGUCUGAAUAUGCAGCUCAGACCCUGGAGGAGCAUCUCUUCUGCAAGUUUGGAUGCUGUUUCUGUAUCAUAACCCCAAAAAGUUGAUCUUAAUCACUGAUUAUUUAUAAGAAAUUUAUGUGUACAGUCAAAUGAAGAAUGCUUUGAAAGGCAAAAACUGUUACCUGUAAUUAGGGAAAGCCAAAGCAUGCCCUGAGCACUACACUUUUUUGUUACAUUACCAAAAUCAUCUCUGUAGGGUGGGAGAGGAAAGCAAAUCUUUUACUGCAAAGCUGUAGAACAAGUGCUCAUCUUCGAACUCUCUUAAAAAAUAAAGGCAAUUUUUGGAUGAAUAAAUUUAACCAAUAAAUCUAAACCCAACAACCACAAGAACAGGUUAUCAGAAGUGGGAAUUAGGUAAGAGGCAGGUAGAAAUUAAAUCCUAAAUACAGCUGCAUUGUUAACUGUAUUUAACACAGUAUCUCAGUUCAGUAGUUUAUUUUCUACCCCAACUUAAGUGUUUAGAUUCCUAAAUCACUACAGCAAUUUAAUAAGAAAGCAAGUUUAACUACCUGAAACUAAAGGCUGAUUUUACCAAAGCAGUGAAUAGACAAAAUACAGAUGACAAUAUUUAGAAAGCUGGGUACUGAUGGCUACACAUAGAAACUGAAUUCAAAACUGAGUUUAUAUCAAUUGGUUUUAUUAGAUAUCAGCAGUUUACAAAUUUGAAUUAAGAAAAUUAUAGAACAAAAUUAAUUUGAAUUCAUUCUUGGCUGAAAAGUUUCUUCUUUAAUGUCAUAAUCAUUUUUAUGCAGGAUGUCAUCAGCAAUAAAUUCUAGACUGUCUAA